Molecule: messenger RNA, 2499 nt
Organism: Mugil cephalus (flathead mullet)
Lineage: Eukaryota; Metazoa; Chordata; Actinopteri; Mugiliformes; Mugilidae
Product: twinfilin-2-like
Exons: 16
Coding region: 208-2076 (622 amino acids)
Cellular component (GO): Set1C/COMPASS complex
Molecular function (GO): chromatin binding; actin binding
Source: RefSeq, a predicted model, not a curated record
CGGCGCUUUCCCUCCCUCACUACUACCGUGGAUAAAAAAGUACCAUUGGCGGGACUUCGUCUCUGUUUUUGAACUAUAAUUUCUUAUGUAAAAUUAUAAGCAGCGUUACAGCGCAUAUAUCACCACCAGUUAUCAUACAGUGACAUCUAUAAGCCGAUUUAAAGUAGAGCGAGGGCCCGCUUCCCCUCAGGAUACAGACAGGCCAUCAUGAAGCUGACGGACAAUGUGCUGCGGAGCUUCAGAGUUGCUAAGGUGUUUCGAGAAAACUCAGACAAAAUUAACUGCUUCGAUUUCAGUUCAAACGGAGAGACGAUUAUUUCCAGCAGCGACGACGACUCGCUAGUCUUGUACGACUGCCAAGAGGGAAAACCCAAGAGGACUCUCUACAGUAAAAAGUACGGAGUGGAUCUGAUCAGGUACACACAUGCUGCAAACACUGUGGUCUACAGUUCCAACAAAAUCGAUGAUACAAUCCGAUACCUGUCCCUCCAUGACAACAAAUACAUCCGUUACUUUCCUGGACAUAACAAAAGAGUGACAUCUCUCUCCAUGUCUCCUGUGGAUGACACAUUUAUUUCUGGCUCAUUAGAUAAAACUAUCAGACUAUGGGAUCUGCGGUCACCUAACUGCCAGGGUCUGAUGCACCUGCAGGGGAAGCCAGUGUGUUCCUUUGAUCCGGAGGGUCUCAUUUUUGCUGCUGGAAUAAAUUCAGAAAUGGUUAAACUUUAUGACCUGCGGUCAUUUGACAAGGGUCCCUUUGCAACCUUCAAGCUUCAGUAUGAUCGAACGUGCGAGUGGACAGGACUCAAGUUUAGCAAUGAUGGCAAACUCAUUCUUCUUUCUACUAAUGGCGGAGCACUUCGAAUUUUAGAUGCCUUCAAGGGCGCUGUGCUACAUUCCUUCGGGGGCUACAACAACAGUAAAGGUGUGACACUGGAGGCCUCAUUCACUCCAGACUCUCAGUUUGUCAUGAUUGGCUCUGAGGAUGGAAAGAUCCACGUGUGGAACGCAGAGAGUGGCAUGAAGGUGGCUUUAUUAGACGGAAAGCACACGGGUCCCAUCACCUGCCUGCAGUUCAACCCAAAGUUCAUGACGUUUGCUAGUGCCUGCUCCAACAUGCUGGUGCUGGGGGCCUACAGAGAGCCGAAGCAGAGCUGGGACCGGGACUAUGAUCACUUCCUGCUUCCUCUCCUGGACGACCAAGAGCCCUGCUACGUGCUGUACCGCCUCGACUCCCAGAACGCACAGGGCUAUGAGUGGAUCUUCAUUUCAUGGUCUCCGGACCAAUCUCCUGUGAAACAGAAAAUGCUGUACGCCGCCACCCGGGCCACAGUGAAGAAGGAGUUCGGUGGCGGUCACGUGAAGUACGAGCUGUUCGGCACGACUGAGGAGGACGUCUGUUUGAUGGGCUACCAGCGUCACGUGUCAUCCUGCUCGGGUCCUGCCCCCCUCACAGUAGCCGAGCAGGAGCUCCAGAGGAUCAAAAUCACUGAGGGCCGGGUUAAACAGGUGAACACAGAUGUCGGCGUGGAGAGUAAGCCCCAGACGCUUCAGGGCCUCGCCUUUCCCCUGCAGGAGACGGCCAGACGAGCCCUGCAGCAGCUCGCCCAAAAACGCAUCAACUACAUACAGCUGAGGUUGGACGUAAACAAGGAGACAAUUGAGCUGGUCCACUCAAACCCGACAGAAACUCGAGAUUUGCCUCGCAGAGUUCCCCAAGACACUCCCAGAUACCACUUCUUCCUGUACAAACACUCCCACGAAGGAGACUACCUGGAAUCUGUCGUGUUCAUAUACUCCAUGCCAGGAUACAACUGCAGCAUUAAGGAGCGGAUGCUGUAUUCCAGCUGCAAGAGCCGACUACUGGAGGACGUGGAGAAGGAUUACCAUUUGGAAGUUGCUAAAAAGCUGGAGAUUGACAAUGGAGAGGAACUGACAGAGGACUUUCUGUACGAUGAGGUCCAUCCCAAGCAGCACGCCCACAAGCAGGCCUUCGCUAAGCCCCGGGGCCCUGCAGGAAAAAGGGGACACAAGCGCCUUAUCAAGGGGACGGGAGGGGCUGUUCAGGACAGUUAGACGUGGACAGAAACUCACCUAUCUGCAGCUCCUAGUCUCCCUCCCCGUUUUCUCCACUAUCACCACUAUCACGAGCACAGCGACGCAUUUCCUCUGCUGUUUGUGUACCGAAACACUUGUGAUGUAGUACAAAUAUACUUUUGGUGGAAGUGUGUUGAUAAAUUUUAGGUAGCGGCAAAGUUUCACAGAAGUCACACUGCAGCGCAGGCAGGUGGCUUUCUUAUUCUUAUAAAGCCAGUCUGUCUCGUUCUUCCUCACUUACAACUCAUAGUUUACAGCAUAAUAAUAAACCAGUGCUGAAUCACAAGUGUGUAGUCAAAUGCUUCGAUGCUCUUGUAGCAGCCAGUUUUGUAUCAUCCCUGUUUGUAAGAAAGAAAAAAAGAAAAGAAAGAAAAUUCCAAAUAAAAUUUUGUUUAUACUGGG